UAUCCGAGAUGCUUAACUUCAAUGGAAAAGUACACAAACUGCUCUUUAUAACUAACAACAUUAAACCUCUUCAAUUGUUAUUUAAGGAUUCAGAAGUUCAUACAAUUCCUUCUUACAUUCGAGCCUCAAGCUUUAACUUACGAUACUCUACUUUAGCCAGUAAAUUAUGAAUCCAGUCAGAGCAUUGAGGCCCUUUGCCUCGCGAUUCACAGCUUCAACUCUCCCCGCAUUUUCACGAGCCUACUCAGACAAAUCCUAUCAGUUCAUCCAAACCACAGAACCAAGACCUGGAGUAGGACAAAGUAUUUCAUUCUACUUUCUGUGCUAUUAUUCUUACUAACAUAUAUUGAAAGUAACGUUAAAUCGACCCAAAGCAUAUAACGCUCUUUCCACACCACUCAUAACCGAGCUCAACGAUGCUCUCCUAGCAUUCGACAAAUCUCCCUCCAUAUCUGCUAUUGUUCUUACCGGGUCUGCAAAAGCAUUUGCAGCCGGUGCAGAUAUUAAAGAAAUGGCACCUCUUACUUUCUCUGAAGCGUACACCACUUCUUUCAUUGAAUCCUGGUCAAACCUCACAACGGCCAUCAAGAAGCCUAUAAUCGCGGCCGUAUCAGGGCAUGCGUUGGGCGGAGGUUGCGAAUUGGCUCUGAUGUGUGAUAUUUUAUACUGCACGGAGAAUGCAAAUUUUGGACAACCAGAAAUUAAACUUGGAACGAUACCUGGAGCCGGUGGGAGUCAAAGACUAACAAGGGCAAUUGGUAAAGCUAGAGCUAUGGAGCUUAUCCUGACGGGCAAGAAUUUUUCCGGCAAAGAAGCAGGAGAAUGGGGAGUCGCUGCAAGGACAUAUACAAGCUGGGAAGAGUUAAUUGAAGCUGCGCUUGGUACGGCCGAGACAAUUGCAGGGUACAGUAAGGUAGCAGUGCAGGCUGCAAAGGAAGUUGUCAAUAAGAGCCAGGAUCUACCGCUCAGAGAUGGCGUGGAGUAUGAGAGGAGAGUGUUCCACAGCUUGUUUGGAAGUCAGGAUCAAAAGAUUGGAAUGAAGGCUUUUGCAGAGAAAAAGACAGCCGAGUGGGCUCACAAGUAAUUCUAGCAUUUUCUUCUGCGAUACCCAAUUGCACUGAAAAUUUUAAUUAUGAAUAACACGAUCAUUUUUUAUUUCUAUACGUUGACCUCAUGU
Molecule: messenger RNA, 1177 nt
Organism: Sclerotinia trifoliorum
Lineage: Eukaryota; Fungi; Ascomycota; Leotiomycetes; Helotiales; Sclerotiniaceae
Source: the annotation of a GenBank genome assembly